ACCCCGCGCCUGACGUUGACAUUAAAGCUAGCAUAGUUGUCAAUAAACUUAUUUUUCACUCGACAAAGCCCUCCUAAAUGUCCAGGAACCAGGCCUGUAACUUAUCAGCAUGUAAAACCUGUAAUUCCACGGUCUACAUUCCUCAUUUAGAGCUGCUUAUACAACAGCUAACUGUGAUAAAUAGUCUAUGAUUCAUCUGUACGGUACCGGGAUUAUCAGACGAGCAUCGACUCUCUGCAGCUCCUGGAGGUUGUUGUCAGCUGACCGUCGUUGGUUCCAGUCUGUGAGACGAAACACUUUGUCUUUCUCACACUCAGCUACAGGGUCCAGGAUGAGUAAGAAGCUGCUGGUGGACGUGGACUGUGGCGUGGACGAUGCUCAGGCCAUCAUGUUGGCGCUGGCCGCCCCCAACGUCCAGCUCCUGGGCAUCACCUGUGUGCACGGAAACACCACGGUGGAAAACGUGUGCAAGAACACCCUGCGAGUUCUGCAAGCUUGCAACAAACUGGAGGUGAUUCCAGUGUUUAAAGGUGCUGCUAAGCCAAUCCUUGGGAACACUAUCAAUGCGGGUGGAUUCCAUGGACAUGACGGCCUGGGAGACGCUCCCGACUCCAACGCUCCGGAUCUGGACCUGGUUCAGAAGGAGGGUGCUGUGUCAGCUAUGAUCAGGAUAGUUAAUGAGAACCCAGGAGAGGUAUCUCUGGUUGCCACGGCGCCCCUCACCAACUUGGCUCUGGCUGUGAGGUUGGAUCCAUCCCUGCCAAGCAAACUCCGAGGGCUCUACAUCAUGGGAGGCAACACUGAAUCUCGAGGAAACACAACGGUAUGCGGAGAGUUCAACUUUGCUGCUGACCCAGAAGCUGCAUACGUUGUGCUGAACGACUACCACUGUCCCACAUACCUGGCCUGCUGGGAGUUUACCUGCUACAGCAAGCUGUCAUGGGAAUUCUGCGACGCCUGGUUGGCACAGGACACCGACAAAGCUCGCUUCAUGGCGCGGAUCUUCCGCCACAGCAUCGAGGCGUCACAGACCGAACACUACGAAAAGGAGUUUGUCACCGGAUCUGGAUUAAUUUCCUGCGAUUCGUACGCCAUGGCGGCAGCUGUGGACGAUUCAUUCAUCCUAGAAAGCGACCGAUACCCGGUUAGCGUGGAGCUGACAGGCACACACACCAGAGGCAUGAUGGUAGUGGACACUGUGGGUUUCAUGAAGAAGACUCACAAAGCUUUCAUCAUGAAGAAGGUGGAUCUGAAGAAGUUUGAGGAGAUGAUGAUGGCUGCUUUGAAAUGACCGAUCUGAAUGAGGGACUCUUCCUGUUCCUGUCCGCACAUUUUGGCUCAGUUUGAAGAAAAAACUGGUGAUCUCAGAACUCAGUAUUUGUAGUGAUAAACUGACAUUCUGUUUUCCUCAGUGGAAUGAUGAAAUAAUCAUAAAAUUAAAUUUUAAAGAAUA
Molecule: messenger RNA, 1453 nt
Organism: Amphiprion ocellaris (clown anemonefish)
Lineage: Eukaryota; Metazoa; Chordata; Actinopteri; Pomacentridae
Exons: 7
Coding region: 188-1291 (367 amino acids)
Molecular function (GO): hydrolase activity, hydrolyzing N-glycosyl compounds
Source: RefSeq, a predicted model, not a curated record